CUUCUGCCUGUGCCAGCAGACGCGCCCCCUUUUAAUAGCAGCUGGUGGCCUGGCAGGUCGCUGUCGUCUCUCGUCGUCGCUGGUUCAAUUCAAUCACCCCCCCGCUCCCCCAACCCUUGAUUCCCGUUCUCCAUGUCGUCGUCGAUCCAGGGCCAGGUCCUCGAGCUCAGAGUGACGGGGUGCAGGAAGCUGCGGGACACGGAGUUCUUCUCGCGCCAGGACCCCUACGUCGUCGUCGAGUACGCCAACACCAAGCUCCGCACCCGCACCUGCACCGAUGGGGGAAGGAACCCGACUUUUGAUGAUAAGUUUCACAUACCACUCAUUGAGGGGCUUCGUGAGCUAAAUAUCAUCGUGUGGAACAGCAACACACUCAGCAAUGAUGAUUUCAUCGGCAGCUGCAGGGUGCAGCUGCACAAGGCACUCACAAGCGGCUACGAUGACUCGUCAUGGCCCCUCCAGACACGCCAUAUGAAGUCUGCGGGGGAAGUGAGGCUCAUUAUGCACUUCGAUGUCUCAGCAAUGAAGAACAAGAUGGCUGGUAAAAGUGCUGCCGCAUCCUCUGCCCAUUCUGUUCCUCCAGUGCCAGCACCCUUGCCAUAUGCUGCCUCCUCACUGUCAUACCCAGCGCCGACAGCAUAUCCUGCUGCACCCCCGCACCAAGCUUAUCCAACUCCUGGCCAUGCACCAUAUCCCACUCCUUCCGCAUACGCAUCUCCACCUCCCCAGCAACCAUGCCCACACCAUGCAUAUCCUCCUACAAGUCAGCCUCCGCAGCCAUAUGGGCAACCAUACCCGCCGCAGCCAUAUGCGCAACCAUACCCGCCACAGCCAUAUGGGCAGCCGUACCCGCCACAGCCAUACGGCCAACCCUACCCACCACCAUCAGCAGCACAAUCUCCAUAUCCACCUGCGCCUUACCCCGGAGUUUAUCCACCGCCACCACCAUAUUGAUCAUAUACCAGCAGCUUCAGUGACCUGGUGUGGCGGAACCAAACAACAAUGAUCUGUUCUGGUGAUACAUGAUGUGCAACAAAACCGUGCCGACCGCCGCAGAGCUGUUUCAUAUGGACCAUAAGUGUACCGAGUCAAGAUGAGAAAUGUUUCCUCUGGGUGAAUCGCGCGAACAGCCUGACAACCAUCAGCAACAUUUAUUUACUCUCUCUUGUAUGCUCUAUAUAAGUAGCUUGCAUAUAUAGCAUCAGUGAUGGAAGUCAGUGCUAUAUGUUUGUGUGGGUUUGCCAAAGGGAGAAUCCACCUUGCUUCUGUUUUGAAGUCAUCAUUAUUGACUGUUCUAUAUACCUGCAAGACUGCAAUGUAGUGCUGACUGCUCGAAUGCGUGUGAAUACAUGUAUCACAAGGUUACAGUAAUACAGUGUAUUGCGCCCUGAGUUGAAACCUGGAGGUGUUUUCUGGUGCUCAAUAAAUUUGCUUUGUUUGAUA
Molecule: messenger RNA, 1443 nt
Organism: Brachypodium distachyon (stiff brome)
Lineage: Eukaryota; Viridiplantae; Streptophyta; Magnoliopsida; Poales; Poaceae
Product: U1 small nuclear ribonucleoprotein C
Exons: 7
Coding region: 133-954 (273 amino acids)
Source: RefSeq, a predicted model, not a curated record